AUGGCUACCGGGUUUCCUCAGGCAGAUCUGCCCGUGCAGGCCGGUUCGCAAUCUCACAACACAACAUUCAAUGAUAUAACAAAUCCCACGACCGGGGACGUUGAGAAACAAAGUACAAACGAACCCGAGGAGUCCACAGCCAAGCAGUCAGCCUUUAAAGGGCUUGGCUGGCUAGAUCGCUUCUUAGCCAUCUGGAUUUUUCUUGCAAUGGCAAUCGGAAUCAUCCUGGGAAAUUUUGUGGAAAAUACGGGACCCGCCCUUCAAAAGGGACAAUUCGUUGGAGUGUCUAUUCCGAUUGCUAUCGGUCUCUUGGUCAUGAUGUAUCCUAUUCUUUGCAAAGUGCGAUAUGAAUCUUUACACCACGUCUUCCGAGAGCGUGGUAUCUGGGUCCAGAUUGGAUUUAGUAUCUUUGUUAAUUGGAUUAUUGCACCUUUUUUGAUGCUCGCACUGGCAUGGGCCUUUCUACCGGAUGAACCAGAGCUUCGCGAAGGCUUGAUCUUAGUUGGAUUGGCCAGAUGCAUUGCUAUGGUUCUUAUAUGGACUGGUCUCGCUGGAGGCGACAGUGAAUACUGCGCUAUUCUUGUAGCGGUUAACUCGUUGCUGCAAAUGGUGCUCUUCGCUCCCUUGGCCAUUUUCUUCAUCAAGGUCAUUAGUCACUCUAGCAGCCAAGUUACACUGUCUUACUCUACCGCUGCCAAAAGCGUGGCAGUCUUCCUUGGUAUUCCUCUUGCUGCUGCGAUUAUCACCCGCAUUGCACUUCGAAAGAUCACUAGCCCUCGUUGGUACGACCAGGUUUUCCUGAAAUGGGCUGGCCCAUGGUCACUCAUUGGGCUUCUCUUCACGAUUCUUGUGCUAUUCGCAUCCCAGGGCCGGCAGGUGGUUCAUCAAAUUGUAUCGGUGGUCCGAGUCGCCGCUCCGCUUAUUGUUUAUUUCAUCGUUGUCUUUUUCGUGACCCUUCUUGUGACCUACAAGCUCGGGUUUGGUUACAAGUUGGCUGCCACUCAAAGUUUCACUGCAGCCAGCAAUAAUUUCGAGCUUGCGAUUGCCGUCGCUGUCGCAACAUUUGGUGCCAACAGCAACCAAGCGCUUGCCUCCACCGUCGGGCCUUUGAUUGAGGUCCCGGUACUGCUUGGCCUGGUCUAUGUUGUCAAAUUAAUAGCCAAACGAGCUGGCUGGAAGGAUUAA
This is a messenger RNA of Penicillium antarcticum, 1185 nucleotides long. Its product is annotated as arsenic resistance protein. Gene Ontology annotation, cellular component: plasma membrane. The coding region runs from base 1 to 1185 and encodes 394 amino acids. Gene Ontology annotation, molecular function: antimonite transmembrane transporter activity; arsenite transmembrane transporter activity; antiporter activity. The transcript is spliced from 4 exons. Lineage: Eukaryota; Fungi; Ascomycota; Eurotiomycetes; Eurotiales; Aspergillaceae. The record is from RefSeq and is a predicted model, not a curated record. Gene Ontology annotation, biological process: arsenite transport; antimonite transmembrane transport.